Molecule: messenger RNA, 9134 nt
Organism: Ostrea edulis (European flat oyster)
Lineage: Eukaryota; Metazoa; Mollusca; Bivalvia; Ostreida; Ostreidae
Exons: 18
Coding region: 3146-7204 (1352 amino acids)
Biological process (GO): signal transduction; vesicle-mediated transport
Cellular component (GO): cytosol; endocytic vesicle
Molecular function (GO): small GTPase binding; guanyl-nucleotide exchange factor activity
Source: RefSeq, a predicted model, not a curated record
UGUCCAUUCACUUAAAAUAAAUCACUUGAGGGAAUUCAUUUUACUGUCUUGGUGUAAUUCAUCAUACUGAUAGAAGAGAUAACUUGUCAGAUAGAAUAGGUGUGUGUGUGUCUGACAGGAGCAGUGUUUGGACCAAUUGUAAUAUGUAUAAAUCACACAAAAUUUAUAGAGGGGGGGGGAGAAAUAUCAAAAUGAUCUCGGUCUGAGUAACACAGUUUUUCUAUGAAUGUGCUGGAGAUAAAAAAUGGUAAUUCAAUUUGGGAGUGGUCUUUGAAGUUCAGGAACAUGCCUCAGCCACAAAAGACCCCGGUCUGUGGUUAGCCUUGAAAUUACACCUCUAUGGAAACUUUUAUAAUACUAGAGUGGCAUUUAAGCCUCUCUAUUUGUGCACAAUGACUGAAAAAUGUUUCUUUAAAAUUCUAUAAAAACUGUGUGGUUUGCGAUACUGUCUGUGAAUUUAAGGAGUGUGUACUGGAGACAGGACUGGAGAGACAGUUAGUGUUUUAAAUGUUUAUUUGGUGGUGGUGGUGGUGGUGGUGGGGUGGGGGUGUUACACUGGAGAUGAUCAACUUCAGUGAGUGGGUGAUUACUGAGGACAGAUAGAACUUGAGAUUAUUAGUUUAGGGGUUUUCUGGGAAUAUCACUGUGCUGCAGAUGAUAUAUUUGGUGUCUUUUUAUAUAUUUGGCUUCUAGCUGUUGAUAGCCAUUAGAGCAGGAAAGCUGGUUCAAAAUCAUAAAUUGUCUUAGGUUUACUAAGAAGUAAAAACAUGCAUGAUUCAUGUAACAUUAAUAGAUUUUAUGUAAAUAGUGGAUCUUUUUCUCAUUAGCUUUUUUGAUUAUUGUGCCAAACCCCCCAUUACACCCUUGACUAGUUACUGUAAACAGGGGAGCUGGCAGAAGCCUCUGUACCUCCUCUGUUAAGACAAUUGCAGUAAAUUGCCAGGAUUGGAUUAUUUACGACACUACAUUUUCAAAGGAACAGAACAGAAAGACAAUUAUAUACUUUCUUGUUUCUCCUUUAGUUUAUCUGAGGUAAUUAAGAAUCUUUUUUCCGGUACACUUGUGCUGUAGUUUUAUGUGAUAUAUUUAUGGUUGUACUGCUUCUUGAAUAAGUACAUGAUCUAUUUGUCUGUCUGAAUUUUUAUUUUGAUGUGUAUUGGAAAGAGAUAAAACAUUUAUAUUAGCAUCAUAAUAGGAAUUUCUAAAGGAGGCUGAGAUACAGAGUAUAAAGAGCUUUUUGACUUUGGUGCACCCAGCAAAGGAAUUAUUAUUAUCAAAUUUAAUAUGCUUGAUUAAAGGGACAUAACUUUAUAUAUGAAGAACAUGGGCUAGUUUAUUAUUGAUAAGGAAAUUUUCAUAGUGUGAAGGUAUGUAUUCAGAGUAGAUAUUAUACAAAGCAAGCUUUUCAUUUGCAAGGCAUUUAAAUCAUUUUAAAGCCAUUAAAACGUUGCUAUCUGACAAGCAUUAAUAAAGUGAUUAAAUUCGGCAUUACCAUUGCAGGUCAUGUGUCACAUUUCCUAUCCCCCUACAAGCUGACACACAGGCGGGUAAUCAUCCUGUCUGUGGAUGCACUGACUGCUCACUUAUAAAAGACCAGCAGACUUCAUUAUGUGCUGUUAAUUAACAUGUAAGGCCUGUUAAAUGCAAUGAUUGUUUUCUGAAGCCAAUAGCUAGUACCCUAUGCUGUAAGGAGUCAUGGGAAAGGUUUUGAAUUUUGAUGUGCCACUAGUCAAGGUUAAGUGAUUCUGUAUCAUGUAAUCUCCAAAUCCGUAUUUAAAUAUGUAUAUUGCACACUAUCAAUUGAAUUGCAUUGGGGCUGUUGAUCAUGUUGACAGAAUUAAUUUCUAAUAAAUCGUUUCGAUUUCGGUAGUGUACUUUUACUCUUUUUGUUGACGUUUUUAAUUAUGCGAGGAAAAAGGAUUAAAUUUUAUCAAGUGUGUCAUAAAUGUCUGUUUAAUCCAGAAGAAUAUCUCUAAAGGAAGAUUAAUUGUUAUCACAAUAUGAAAAUGGGGGACCACCUGUUUUGAGCUGACAAUAUAAUGAAUGCAUGAAUUAAAGAAAGCUCAAAUUUUGUUUUCACAGGGUGUUUACUGGAGAUAAGGUGUGCAAACUUAAUUAUGCUUAAAAAUACAUGUAUUAAUUUACUGAAAGAUUUCACAUUUAAAACUUCACUUUAGUACAUUGUAAUACAAAUUGAAAAUAUAGUUCUGUAAGUUUUCAUCUUCUUUCGAGUUUGAUUGAGAGGUUUAUUAAUUGUAUCAUAUUGGUGCAAAUCGGGCUUCAUUUUUCUUGUCACAAUAAAUAAUCUGUCAAGUCCCGACAAGAAUUGAAUAUGUGUUGGUGCCAGCUUUUGAAAUCUUUGCAUGGGUGUCAAAAAAGUGAUUUUUUUGUCAGGCUAGAUAAUCUCUAAUGGUCAUUACUCUUUGGAGAGUAAAUACCCCUGUUAGUGACCGAAGUUUACUGGACACAUUCUCUCUGGUCAUUCCCCCAGUGUACAUGUGGUAAAACAAUUCCUGGUGACCUGAAGUCGUUGUUUGGUAGGUCCCUGUCUAACAUUAUUUUUGUCAGCUCUUAUUUGUGUAUUGCAGCUGUGCCAUUGUUUGGUGAUUGUUUACCUGUUCAGACAAACCAGUCAGCUGAUGACAGCUAAAUGUGUAAUGAAUAACAUUUAAAUAUUAUUUAUGAAUGGGCUUUUUAAAAAUAUGAUCUGACUGAGGUCACAGUGUAUUAUUCAAGCAGUCAUGGUUGGACUCCAUCGUCUCUGUGUGUAGUGUACAAAAAAAAAAAAAAAAAAAAGAAGACGGCAAAAAUCUUCCAUCGAGCUCCUGAAUUCUUACGUAAAUCUCCGGCUUUUGUUGAGUUUACCUGUGGUGGUGGUUGGUGUGUACCAGUGCAGUAAUUACGAGGAUUGGUCUUUCUCGUAAGGCUGCAGUAAAGGAUUGUUAGACAUGCACAUUCAUAUUUCCAAUGUAAAGAGCAAUAUUGGAUUGGCAGGCUUGACAUUCUCUAACAUGUGGAUUAUCAUUGCAUGAUUUUUUUUGUGUUUGUUCAAUUCGAGACUGGGACAAAUUAUAUCAUCCCAGAUAUGGGAAACACACCAGCAGACAGACAGACCGUAAAGCCAGACUAUAAUCACUAGACGAGAAUGCUGCACAGUAAAGACACCGCCGUGAUGGAGGACCAGCAAAAGUCUGCAUACCAAAAGCAUAAUUUUCAUAGACUGGAAUUUGUCUUGAUGCUGAACAACAUUGCAAAUGACCUUGACAUCUUGCUGAAUGACUUUUGCACCAUAUACCCAACAAAAGAGAAUCAAGUCACCUUUAAAGCAUUUGGAACGGGCCAGUCAUGCAACUCCAGUCACAUGGUAGGAGAGGAUAGUGCCUUCGGGACCCUAGCGUCCACAGACAGCUAUUCCCACGACGAGAAAAGUGAAUCUUUUAAAUCGAGACACCUUGACGUCUUCAGGUUACAGCCACAGCAGGGCCUAGAAAUUCCUAGUAUCAUUAAUGAAUCGGAGGUAAACCUGCCCAUCAGAACAUGCAGUGAAACCAAUCUUGAACAGCGACACAUCUCAUUUCACGAACGCCUGACAAAGACCCAUCCCAUCUGGUACCUGCCAGACAUAGGUAGAUCUGGUGCGGUGCACCUCCUCAAAGACCGUGAACCUGGGACCUUCAUCAUCAGGAAUUCCAGCCAGACCAGUACCCUGGCUCUGUCUGCACAGUUUCCGGAGAAAAACCGAGCCAAUGUGGACCAUUAUCUCAUCCAGCAUUCAGACAAGGGCUUCAGGAUCCAGGGGUCACUUCAUUAUUUUGCCUCCAUUUUUCACCUGCUGGAUCACUACCAUCACUGGACUGAUGAACUACCUUGCCCACUUCUCCUUCCUCCAACCAUCCGCAGAGCCAAGACACUCCAAGAAUUGACUUCCUUAUCAUAUCUAGGUCAAGAUUUCUGGACAUCCUACAAGUUUGACCGAGGAUCCCAGAUGGAUUUGUCCCUUAACAAACCAAACCUUCACAAAUCUAAGAGUGAACCCAUUAACAUAAUUAAUGGCACUCACUGUGUUCCUCGAAAUCCCUCACCAAUGUUUCAUCAGCAAGGUUCCUCCAGUACCUUGGAAACGCUUGGGAAAUCCAGUCACUCCUCUCACAGUAAGGGGAGCCUAAACCAGACCACCUCCAGUGUGGAGGACAAUGUUGAGAAAGGUUUGGAUCACAGGAGACCCACCAGGAAAGGAAGUUCCGCUGAAAGUCUUCUCUCUAAUGACUCAGGUGGUGUGUCAGUCAAUCAACCAUCUCAAACUUCAUUGUAUUUCACAACCUCUCUGGAUUUAUUGAACAUUCCCGAGGAGAACCAAUAUUUUAAGAGUAAUCUGUCUGACAAGAUGUCGGAUUAUGAGGACAUAUGGAGACAUUCCAUUUCCUCUCAUAGUAUCCUUAGUCCUGUUCCCUCUACACCAAAGAGAAAGUCCAGCAAGAGAGGGGGGAGGAAUGAGAAGGUGUUAGCCAAGGAAGUCAUCAAGGAGAAAGAAUCCGUGAAUGAGGAAAAUUUGUGUGAAAACCAUACAUCCAAACAAGUUCCAGAGAAAAUGUUGAAUAGUGAACUCAAUGCAUCUACCUUCCCAACCCCAAAACCUAAAUCAAACAUUCACAGGACUCUGAGUUUGGAUGAUUACAAAAUCAAAAAUGCCAUACGUAGUGAAGAUGUGGAUGUUGAAUCCUUGAAAGUGAAAUUUUGCACAAGUUCUGUGCAGACACAGACAAGUCCAAAAAUGAAAACAAAACCCUCCCCACUUCCUGUCAAUGAUGACUCUUCAUCAACAUCAACCGCAUUGUCAUCUGCUAAAAGCCCUGUUUAUGCAGAACCAUUUGAUUCACUGAAUGAUGUAGAAUUAAAGAAAGUCAAUCGAAGGUCAGCACCUGCCAUGGGAAUUCACAAGAGGAAAGCAAGAGCUGUCUCCCAAACUCCGGAGCUGGAGACCAUUUUUUCCCCAGGAUAUGAUGAUGGAGAGGGAAAACAAACCUUUGACAGUUUCGAUUCUGUGAACUCAAAUAAUGGUGCUGACCACAAAGCCUUACGGAGGACUCAGAGUGCCAAAGUCAGAUCAACAAGUCAUCCUGAAAAAGACGUAUUACCGCCUUCAAUAAGCAGAUUGCGUCUGGAUAGCAAAAAGAUUGUGAUAGAUAACAACGCAAGGAAAAUGUCUAGGAGUAAAACUGACUUUCAAAAACAGUCUAGUAGCAGGAAUGUGAGUCAGACCAUCCAUCAAAGUAGGGAGUUCUCUUGGGAGGAACUGUCACAAGAACAGCAACAUGAAGUGACAUCCACUCUCAGGAAAUUCCCAGUCUACAAGAGGAAGACAUCUUGUGAAUCGUCAUCCACGGACGACACAGCUACGAUGGAGGACAUGAUAUCCACUGUGAACCCCACGUUGACUGUUCGACCGGUACAAUUCCUUAACCCCCUGCAUCAAACAAGUAGUUCUUCUGAAUAUGACAACUUGAGAAAUCCGUCCCGGGACCAGAACCGCCAGUCACACCUCAGUACCGGGACAGUGUUUUGUAAGCCAUGGGAUAACGUGUCCUUUGAAGCUUUAAUGAAUCCGAAAUUUUUUCCUACUAUGGAUGUGAAUGAGAGGAUUGAAGCAUGGCAAGCCUCCCAUCAAAGGAGAGAAAGCUUGUUAUCAGACAGUACAUUGGACUAUGUGUCCGAUGACGAUGAUGUUGUAGAUGAUGAUAGUUGUGAGGAUACUCCGAAAGUUAUUGUGCAUCCACCAUCAUCGGAAGGAAGUGUGUUUCAGAGCCGUGCGUGUGAUCCGCACCGUGGGACUUCUAGUCAUUUUCCACCUGAUAUACCACCAGAGUUAGUUCCUCCACAAGAUUAUCCAGAUGUGUGUAAGACUGCCAUGAAAUCUGUGAUAGAAAAUCGCCUUUCUGUGCACAGUUAUGGAAAUUUUGGAGAUACUCUUUCUAGUACUUUCCCCAAAUCCCCAGAGAGCAAAUUUUAUCAGCAAACAUCCCUUGCACCAACUGCAGAGGUAGAUAGAGGUACAAAGCCAAAGACCCCAGAAUCCAGAAUUGUUGAUUACAUUUGCAGGCUGUCUAAAGACAAGAACACAACAUUUGGCUGUACCAUCGAGAACUUCAUACAGUGUACUCUGGAUAGUCAGGAGACCAACCCUCAUCAUGUCACCAGAAAUGUCCGUCAGUUUAUGACUGGAAUAAGGAAUUAUCUAGUCAAGCAUGGGGAGGGUGAGUUAGAAGAUCUUAUUGAGCGUGAGCGUGGUCGAUUGAAAAAGGAUGAGAUACUCAACAUUGACAACAUUAUAGAGAGAUCCCUCCAUAUUUGUGUUCUUCAUCCACUGAAACUCCACAUCUACAACCUCUUUGUCACAGAAUACACAAGAAAUGGCAGUUUACAGAAACUCUCCAGCAACAUCAGAUAUGCCAGAACAAAGACGGCUAGAGACAUCGGUGUUAGGCCUGAUAUACCCCUACCAGACACUGGUACCAUGGACUCCAUAAAGGAGCACCUUCACAACAUGCAGAAGGCUUAUUCACCUCUAAAGAAAAUUGAGUGUCUGUUGGCAGCAACAUCUACUAUCUACAAAUGUAUGACUCAAAAUAUGAACAAAAAGGAAGGCAUAGUCACAAUAGGGGCAGAUGACUUCCUUCCUGUGCUGAUUUAUGUUCUGGUGCAGUGUGGGAUUGUGGCAGCAGAAAUCGAGGCCGACUUUAUGUGGGGUCUAAUCCAUCCAUCUCUACUGAAUGGGGAGGGGGGAUACUAUCUUACCUCUCUCAGUAGUGCUGUUCUGGCCCUCAAAAACUUCAAGAACAUGCAGGGUUCACUCCGUGAUUCUCAGCAGGUGGAAGUGCCGACAUUAGGAGACAUGGAGGGGUUCCUAAAGGUGGCCAUUCCCGAUGAGCUGAGAGACUCCAUCAUCUGGAAAACACUUCCUGUCCGGCCAAACAUGAAUACGAAGGAUGUGUGUUCUAUGAUUGCCCACAAGUUCCGAAUCACUAAUCCACAGGACUAUGGUCUCUAUCUAUUGGUCAAUGGAGAAGAAACUCGACUGGUUGACAUGAAUAUCCCGCAGGUGAUUAAGUUGGAGCACAGUUCACAAGGGAGACAACCAGUGUUUGCUUACAAACGGAAUGCUGCAAUCAUAGCCUGGCCGAUGUCCGUCAAAAAACAACAGAGUUGAUCAAACAGACAGGAUGUUAUAAGAAUCGGGCUCUAGGAACGUGGAAGAAAUGAUACACUGCUGCAUGUGGCUUUCAGUCGUGGGGGAAGGUUCAAAAUGUCCAGAUACACAAUGAAAAUUGUUGAAGUUUGAAGCAAGAUAGCAGUGGGGUGGGGUAUCUUGGUAAAGCUGUACAAGCUUUGUAUCUUUUAAUAACAUGAUAUUUACGAACUGUUUGGUAACAUCAAAUGAGUAUCAUAAAGUGUAAAUGUUUUAAAAUCAUUAUGUCACAAAAAGAGCGUGGGGAAUGAAAGCAUGUAAAGCAUUUCCGUCCAUACAGUUUUAUCUAUGCAAUUUUCCAUAUACACAUUCAAGUUACACUGCUAACUGACAAAAGCAGUAUUUUUCUGUGAUCCAGUAUGCCAUUUCAUUGUAAACAUUCCAUUUACAUCACACACACGUGAUUCAUUGUGUUAAGCAGUCCUGCUUGGACUUCAUGAAUGAAAGAUUGUUAAGGAGAAAAAAAAAUAUCUUUAUGAAUGAAAAUUUGUGUAGAUGAUGGCUUAAGCUGUGUAUUAUAGUGAUAGUGGCAGGAAGAAUUCAGUUUGAAAACCAUGUACACAUUAUCCAUUGCCACCGUUUAUUAUCACAAUGGUAUCUACAACACUAUUCAUCAUUUUAGUACAGUUUAUUUACAUGUAUGAUAGAGCAUGCAACAUAUCGUUAAGACAUUACAGUAGAACAUGGUUAUAGUGAAACUUUGUAAAAGGAAUAACUCAUUAUUUUGUCCUUUAUGUUUAUACACCUGUCAUAGACAGGUUCUAUUAUGGUAUGGCCCAGUUUGUUUGUCUGUCAGCACCUUACAAUUUACAUUGUGACUUUCUAGGUGCAAAUCAAGAUAGAAACACCACUACAGUACUGAUAGGAUGAUCAAACUUGAUCCAUGUAUUCACAUCACAGCUUGUAUUGUGGUAUAGUGCAGUUUCUCUGGGUCUAUCAGCACCUUGUGGAAAGGAUAAAAACAGCAUUGAUAAGAGUAGGAUGAUCAAAAUUGGUAUACGUUCCCCAUGGUGAGAGGAAGGUGCCUUUUAUUUCUCAAUGUCAGAAGUCAAGGUCAUACUUUUGUGGGUCAUCGUGGAAAGAAACAGUACUGAUAAGGCUAGGAUCAUCAAUCUUGUUGUACAUGUAUCCCAUGUUGGUGCCAAGUAUAUUUUUGAAAAGUUUUUUUUUUCUUUAGAUGUUGUACUUGUUCGAGUGAAAUGCCCUUUAGUCAAAUUUUGAUGUUCAUAUAAUCUCAUCUGCGACUGUUUGAGCCACUUUUUUUUUUAAACCAAAGAAUGGUUUAUUUGGAUAUUAAUCCUUUCUUGAAUUACUGUUGCAUUGCUGAAUGUAUUAAGAGUGGUGUUGCUCUUCCUUAUAAGCAGUAAAUGAUUGUAACUGUAUUUACUGUGUUACAUGAGUUACCCAUACUCCUUUUGUUUAUGAAGAAACAUGUGUAACUGAGUUGUAAAAUUCCUUUUAUGUUCUGAAGAUGCCUUUUAAAAUGAAUGCAUAUUCAUUCUGUGGUGCCAUAUUUUCAGUAUUACAUUGUAUGUAUCAUCAGCUGUUUAUGUACUCAUAAUUUUGUUUUGUUCGAGUAUAAAACUUUUUUAGAAUUACAAUUAUCAACAAUGCAUGUCUCAGCAUUAUUUUAGGUUUAUAAUACAAGCACCAGUUUUGUGCAAGGUAGCACAUCAGCACAAUGUGCUUCUGCAUAUAUCCAGUUGUUGUGUCCAUCUUGAUCGUCGAACAACUGUUAUUUUCCAGUUUUUAGAUGUAACAGAAUUGGUGCCUGUGCAGUUAGUACGCUGUUAGUUGUUAUUUGACAAUUUGUCAAACAAGUUGUGAUGUUAUUGGAGGAAAUACUCCUUGUUCUUUUAAUCACAAAUCCUAAAUAAAAUGUAGAAAUGUU